Messenger RNA from Pistacia vera, 2081 nucleotides. RefSeq lists its product as uncharacterized. Gene Ontology annotation, cellular component: Ino80 complex. Gene Ontology annotation, biological process: chromatin remodeling. The transcript is spliced from 7 exons. The record is from RefSeq and is a predicted model, not a curated record. Bases 282 to 1592 code for a protein of 436 amino acids. Lineage: Eukaryota; Viridiplantae; Streptophyta; Magnoliopsida; Sapindales; Anacardiaceae.
GUCUGACUCAGUGUGUCUUUUACCAGAACCAUUCUGAAAAUGGCAAUAGCCACUCUCUCACACUGCUCAACUUUGACUUGAACUAAACCAUUCGACAAAACCAGACCACAAAGGCUCUAACCUUCCUCUCUCUUAACAUCUUUUGUUUGAGUUUAGUUUUCUAAACAAUCUUCAACACUCAUCUAGGACUUCUCUCUAAUCUUCAGACCAACAACGCUCUGUUAGUAUUGGAAUCUUAUCCAAAGGAUUAUUAGCUGUCACCAUUGGGGUUUUGAACAUUAAUGGAAUGCUCCAGUGGUGACGGGCUUGCUGUUGUUGGUUGUACUGCAAAGAAGAAAAGGAGUGGCAUAUCUCGUCGACCUCGCCCUGAUUUACGAUCACUUAUACACUCCUCUACUUUUCUGCAACCAUCCACACAAUCUAUAGAUGGAAAUCAAUAUUUCAAAGAUACUAUGGUUGGUUCUGAUGGAUUAGGGGGUGAGAAUAGGCUGAAGCUUAAGCUCAAGUUUGGUGGUGUUACUCAUACAAUUCAAACAAAUUCCACAGUGGAGCAUUCUCAGCACCGGCAGAAGCAGGACAAAGAUAUACAUUACUUCUAUCAUUCAGAAAAAGGAGAAGGCAAUGGAGUUCAUAGGAAGGAUUUUUCCAGAAGUGGUUCUAGUUACUUAAAGCUGAGUUCUUCAAGGGGAAAGACAUCUGAGGGUGUAUCUGUGAACGAAUCACAUGAGUCAAUUCGUAAGAGUAAGCGGGUUCCUAAGAGACGUGCCUUGGAUGUGGAUUUUGAUGGAGAUGAUGCUAAUGAAGAUGAUGAACUACGUUAUCUUGGGAGACUCAAUGUUCCCAAGGUUGUGGCUAGUUAUGAAUAUGAGGAGGCAGUAAUUGGGAAAGAACUGGGGAUAUAUGAUGAUAAAGAUUAUGUGGAAGAAGAAGAACCUAUGUCAGAUGAUGAACCUGAUUCUAAGAAGAAGAAACUUGAAAAGGUUGUUCUUGAUUCAUUUGUGGAUCAGAGAAAUGAAUUGAUUCCCACUACACGUAAUCGGGCCCUUCAGUCUGGGAAAGACAUUUUAUCUGGGUCUGGUGGUAGCCUCAUUGAGUUCCCAAAUGGUUUACCUCCUGCCCCAUCUAAAAAACAAAAGGAGAAACUAUCUGAGGUGGAGCAACAAUUGAAGAAAGCUGAGGCUGCACAAAGACGUAGAACACAAUCAGAGAAGGCGGCUCGAGAAGCUCAGGCUGAGGCAAUCAGGAAAAUACGUGGCCUAGAGUCUGGAAGAAAGAAGAAGGAUGAAAAGCUGAAGAAGCAACGGGAUGAGUUGGCUCAGGGUAAGGCUGCUAAAUCUGGUACACUUGCAUUGAAUACUGUCAGAUGGGUUCUUGGUCCCAGUGGAACUGUUGUUAUUUUUUCUGAAGAUAUUGGCCUACCAAACAUAUUCAAUCCGGUUCCCUGCAGUUAUCCUCCGCCACGUGAGAGAUGUGCUGGUCCAAAUUGUACAAAUGCAUACAAGUACCGAGAUUCUAAAUCGAAGCUUCCCCUCUGCAGUCUCCAAUGUUACAGGGCAAUACAUGAAAAGAAGCAUCCUUUGAUCUCCUGCUGACGUGGUUACGUGUUCUUCCUGCAUGGAUACAGAAAUGUUGUCAGUCAAUUUUUGUAAGUUGUGAAUCGUGGAACAACCGAAUUAUCAGUUCAAUGGAGGUCGGUUUAACCAGGUUUGGCUUCACAAUGUGAUGUGAUACAAGAGCUCUGUUGUUCUGACUGAUUAUCAGGUUAGUCGUGCAUUGUAGAUGUACUUGGCUUCACCAUUUGGUAUUAUAUACAUUCCUUUUGCACUCAGCAAAAUGCCUGAAAUGUUUUUUUUGUAGGACUAUUGCAAACUGAACCAACCGAAUUCCAGAAAACUGUAUUUGUAUGGCCAGUAUAUAGUUCUGAAACUUUACAGAUACAGAAAUGUAAAACUGUAAAAUAGAUCAACCAGAACUCUGCCAUUUUUUCUUUUUUUCUUUCUUUUUUUUAAUGCUAAGCUUAAUAUUAUUACAAAUCCAUUAUUGUCUACACAGCCGGAUCAUUUUGAUCUGCCUUUUCCACA